AUGUUGUACAAAUUUGUUGAAUUGUAUGAUCAAGUGUUGAAAGAUAUAAGGUUCACAGAAUCAGGACUCGACUACCAAACGAAGCACACAACUCCGAUUAUCAAAGGGGUCCUUUCAGGUGUGAAAACACAUGCUGCAACAGCGUACACAAGGAACUGGUACGAUAUGUUAUGCAAAGAGAUGAACUACGAGUCAUCGCAUAUUGUUGUGAAGUUUAAGCAGGAUAAGACACAUUUUGAUGGGGUAACUAAUAUUUAUUGGUUGAGUAAUACUGAGUACAUGAAAGCACAGUACAUUGUAAUACACAAUGCUAAGCUCCACAAGAUGUAUUGCUGCUGCAUGAAGUUGGAAUCUGUGGGCAUACCCUGUCGCCACAUGUUUGCUGUAAUGAAGUAUAGACACAUGACCGAGAUACCAAGGGGUUGUAUACUUCGAAGAUGGACGAAAUAUGCCAAGGCAGGCCUGUCUUAUGGUCACACACUGGACGAAUUUAAAGAGCAGACUGAUACUGCGUUGGUAGAUAGAUCUUACAACGGGUCAAUAUGGUUAAAGAAUGUUUUGUCAAAGGUAUUGAUUUCUCUGGAAAACCAUGAUGAGAAAGCAGAGGGAAUCCCAAAGAAAGCGACAUUGGUCGGAAUCGGUGAUCCCAAAGUUUUGCAAGCGGGCAGGGGACUUAAAAAGAAAGCCACAAAUCCACAAGAGUAA
Messenger RNA from Spinacia oleracea (spinach), 705 nucleotides. Its product is annotated as protein FAR1-RELATED SEQUENCE 3-like. The record is from RefSeq and is a predicted model, not a curated record. Bases 1 to 705 code for a protein of 234 amino acids. The transcript has 2 exons. Gene Ontology annotation, molecular function: zinc ion binding. Lineage: Eukaryota; Viridiplantae; Streptophyta; Magnoliopsida; Caryophyllales; Amaranthaceae. Gene Ontology annotation, biological process: regulation of DNA-templated transcription.